Hermetia illucens (black soldier fly) is the source of this 2833-nucleotide messenger RNA. RefSeq names its product nucleolar MIF4G domain-containing protein 1 homolog. Gene Ontology annotation, cellular component: nucleolus. The record is from RefSeq and is a predicted model, not a curated record. Bases 57 to 2771 code for a protein of 904 amino acids. Gene Ontology annotation, molecular function: protein binding; RNA binding. Gene Ontology annotation, biological process: ribosomal small subunit biogenesis. Lineage: Eukaryota; Metazoa; Arthropoda; Insecta; Diptera; Stratiomyidae. The transcript has 9 exons.
UGUCAAUACCGGUCGGGAUAAAAAUAUUAGUUCCAUUCGCUCCUGUUCUCACGAAAAUGGGUAAAUUUACAAAGAAAAAGAAAUCAAACAUAGUGAAAUCGCGUAAGGAACUUCGCAAAGAAAAGCGUCAACAGAAAAAGGAGAACAAACGAAACUUCUUCUCACGCAAGAAGUCGAAACCUGGGCAAUUUGUACACAAACCACCCCAACAACAUGACUCUGAAGAGGAUGAAGGAAACGCCGGCUUUGAAGAUGUCAACAGUGAAAUUGAGUCCGAUUUCGAGCUAAGUGACGAUGAGAUGAAUGCCAAGUUGAGCAAAAUCAAGCCAGUCCCUAAAAAAACAGUAGUCUCCCAGCCAGACCGCUUCCUUGAAAACCAACAGAAGGAGAAACGAAAGGAGCAGGAACUUCAGAAAAAGAUGCGUAAAAGGCGAAUUGAACAGUUAAAAAGCGCAAACGAGGAAGACGACAAGAUCAUUCGCAAGCUGGAGAAGAAACUCAGAAUUGAUAAGCAUAAAAAUGACAAAUCUGUCCAUAAAAUGUUUGGGGAUGGAUUGGACUACGCUUUGGAGCUGUGCCUUCCUGAGAAUAUCGAGAAAAUGUACAAAGCCGCAAAAGAUGCAGCUGAGUCUGAUGACGAUUCGGAUGAUGCAUUUAACGAGGAUCUUGCAGCUGCAAUAGGGGAUGAUAAGGUGACAAAAGCGAAGAAGAAAAAGAAGCGGGAAGAGGCGAAGGAGAGUAAACGGAUGAAACGACUGUCCAAGGCUGAGGAGAAAUAUUUCAAAGAUGAAUUGGAUUUGAGCGGGUCCGAUUCAGAGUUUGGAGGUGAAAAUGAUGAUGAAGCCGGUAAUAGGCAGAAACUUAUACAAGAUUCGGAGGAUAGUGAUUUUGACAUCAUGGAAAGUGGAGAAGAAGCUGAAGAUGCCAGCGAAAGUGGAGAAGGAGAAAAUAGUGAAGCGGAAGACGGAGUUUCUGGCUCCGACUUAGAUGAAGGUGAAGACGAUGAGUCAGGAUUAGAUGAUGAGGAAAAUGAAAGUUUUGCAGAGGUGAACGAUGACGAUAGUGAUGACGCUGAUGGCGAAAACCACGGAGCUGGUCCAGAAAAUGGAGAUCACAAGAUAUGGGAAGAUAUUUACGGACGUCAAAGGGAUAAGGAUGGAAAUAUUGUUGAGGAAAAAGCAACAAAAUAUGUUCCACCACAUGUUCGGGCGCGGCUUGAAGCAGAAAAUCCUAGUGACUCAAAACGAAAGGAAAAGCUGGCGAACCUUCAGCGUCAUUGUAAAGGAUUCCUGAAUCGAUUAUCCGAGGCGAAUAUCCAUAAAAUCGCUGGAGACAUUGAAAACUUAUAUCGUUCAAAUUCACGGUUUGAUAUGAACAAUACACUCACGAAACUAGUGAGUGAAGCAAUAAUUAGUCAUGUGUUAUCACCAGAACGAAUGGUCUUAGAAUAUGCAAUGUUGGUGGCUGUAUUGCAUGCGAAUGUUGGCAAUGAAGUUGGUGCCCAUGUCUUAGAAACGCUCGUAGUUAAAAUUGAAAAAUACAUCAAUAAUAUCAAUACCAUGGACGUUGAAAACAAAGAGUUCGAUAACACACUCUUUCUGCUCUGCCACAUGUACACGUUUAAGAUCUUCCAGCACUCCUUAAUUUAUGAAAUAUUGAAGCGGCUUAGUGAACAUUUAUGCGAAAAGUCAGUCGAAUGUUUACUUUUAGUGUUACGAUCGGUUGGCUUUCAGCUGAGAAAGGACGAUCCAUUGGCAUUAAAAGAUCUGAUACUUCUCAUUCAGAAGAAAGCUAGUGAAGCGCCUCCGGAAGUGAAGGAAAAUGCACGACUGAAGUUCAUGAUUGAAAUUUUAUUGGCAAUAAAGAACAAUAACAUGACUAAAAUCCCCCAAUAUGACCCUAGUCUAGCGGAGCAUUUGAGGAAAAUCUUAAAGUCAAUGAUGGUAAAUGGAAAAUAUGUGACCACGCUGAAUAUUACAAUUGACGAUUUAUUAAAUGCUGAUGAAAAAGGCAAGUGGUGGGUCGUUGGCUCCGCUUGGAGUGGAAAUAUCAAGGAUAUCAAUACAGCAAAGCCGAAAGCUGAGCAACAGAAAACAGAAAAAUUCAGUGAUCAGUUACUUGCACUUGCUAAGCAACAACGAAUGAACACCGAAGACCGCAAGAAUGUCUUUUGUAUAAUUAUGAGCGCCGAAGAUUACAUAAAUGCCUUCGAAAGGCUUCUACAUCUGGCCAUCAAAGAUCAGCGAGUAAUUGCCACCGUCAUAAUUCACUGCUGUCUGUCGGAGAAGGUAUUCAAUCCAUAUUACGCGGCUCUAGCACAAAAGUUUUGUGAAUAUGAUAGAAAGUAUCAGCUUGCAAUACAAUUUGCGCUAUGGGAUAGAAUUAAGGAAGUUCGAUCGGGAUCAAAACAGGAGAUGAAGAAUUUGGCACAAUUGUUGAUAUAUUUGAUAAGUAAAGGUGGUCAACCACUUUCUGUUUUGAAGGUUAUCGAAUUCGGAGAAAUGGAUAAGAGUACGUUACGAUUCGUGCGUCAAAUAGUGUUGGGUCUUUUAUUAGGAAACGAAGAGGAAUGUUGUCAAGUGUUCGCAAGAGUAGCUCCAAGCAUGAAAUUAGGAUUAUUUAAGGAUAGUAUAAGGCUUUUUAUACAUCAUUUCCUACUGAAAGGUUCGAAAAAUAGUGAUAUAGAUCCAGACAAGAUGAACUUAUUACAAGAACGUAUAAGCAUUGCGGAUGAAGCUCUGCAAACUCGCGACUCUAAAGUGAAAUUCUAAUACAAUGUAUUGGAGACGUUUGUAAUAUAUUUAGAUGUUAAUUAAAUUGUUUCAAUUUUAAA